GGCGGGGUGAAAGGUCACAACGCGGCGGCGAGUCUGGCUGGCGGCGGCGGCGGGCGGGAGCCGAGUACCCCGUGUGCACGUGUGGAGAAGCGGCAGUACCAGCCCGCCGACUGGAGACGCUCCCGCUCCGUCCCGAGACGCAGAGCCGCGCUCCACUCUCGCGGCCUUCGUCACCAGCUCAGUUCCCUGCCCUAAGCUGGGAGGUCGGCUAGUAGGGUUGAGUGGCCCAAGCUGAGGACACUGAGAGCUCUCAGGUCGGAGACGACGACGGCGUUGAUAGCGGUGGUAACAACGGCCUCAGCAGGAGGGGAAGAUGAAAGGUAGCCGGAUCGAGCUGGGAGAUGUAACACCACACAAUAUUAAGCAGCUGAAGAGAUUAAACCAGGUCAUCUUUCCAGUCAGCUAUAAUGACAAGUUCUACAAAGAUGUGCUGGAGGUUGGCGAGCUAGCAAAACUUGCCUAUUUCAAUGAUAUUGCAGUAGGUGCAGUAUGCUGUAGGGUGGAUCAUUCACAGAAUCAGAAGAGACUUUACAUCAUGACACUAGGAUGCCUGGCACCAUACCGAAGGCUAGGAAUAGGAACUAAAAUGUUAAAUCAUGUCUUAAACAUCUGUGAAAAAGACGGCACUUUUGACAACAUCUAUCUGCAUGUCCAGAUCAGCAAUGAAUCAGCAAUUGAUUUCUACAGGAAGUUUGGCUUUGAGAUUAUUGAGACCAAGAAGAACUACUAUAAAAGGAUAGAGCCUGCAGAUGCUCAUGUGCUGCAGAAAAACCUCAAAGUCCCUUCUGGCCAGAAUGCAGACAUGCAAAAGACAGACAACUGAACACAUUACAAAUGGACUUCCUUGCACUUGCUUGUCGCCAAAUAAAAAAGAGGCCCAUUGAUUCCCAACCCACUCCUCCUGCCCCCCAGUUUCUUUUAAAGCUUUUCCCACUCUUGUUCUUGUUUUUCCUUCCCUUCUAAAAGUUUUAAUACUUUCGAGGACUUUCAAAAUUAAUCAUGUUUGGAUUGUUUUAGUUCUCUCAUUGUUGUGAGGUGGGUUGAUUAUAGGAAGGAGACUAUAUAAAUCUGUUUAGUUUCACAGUUAUGAUAUUUGGUCCCAAAAAUUUGGGUAUUAAUUUCAGUUUAUUUUUAGCUUGUUUUUAUGUCCUGCUUUCACAUUGAAGUGCAGAGCCUACAAAAUGUUGUAUAUAUCAAAAUACAAAAAAGCAGCAGCAAUAUCUUGUUCUCUAAUCAUAGACAAGUUUAGUGUGUUUGUGGUACUUUGGGUUUCUCAAGACUGUUUGUGGGAUACUAAUCCCCAGACAUUGCCUUCAACUCCACCUUUUGUCCUUCUAAGUACUAUCUCAGGAGUUGGACCAUUGUUAUCCUUGUAAGAAAUAC
Pteronotus mesoamericanus is the source of this 1383-nucleotide messenger RNA. RefSeq names its product N-alpha-acetyltransferase 50, NatE catalytic subunit (gene NAA50). The record is from RefSeq and is a predicted model, not a curated record. Lineage: Eukaryota; Metazoa; Chordata; Mammalia; Chiroptera; Mormoopidae. Gene Ontology annotation, molecular function: N-acetyltransferase activity. Gene Ontology annotation, biological process: mitotic sister chromatid cohesion. Gene Ontology annotation, cellular component: NatA complex. The coding region runs from base 314 to 823 and encodes 169 amino acids. The transcript has 5 exons.